Messenger RNA from Papaver somniferum (opium poppy), 2343 nucleotides. RefSeq lists its product as uncharacterized. The record is from RefSeq and is a predicted model, not a curated record. Bases 1 to 2343 code for a protein of 780 amino acids. NCBI's taxonomy places the organism in Eukaryota, Viridiplantae, Streptophyta, Magnoliopsida, Ranunculales, Papaveraceae. The transcript has 3 exons.
AUGGAAACUCCCAGAAUUCUGGAAAUUGCUGACGCAAAUAACUCACUUAAUAGCACUAUAAAAUUUUUGGAUGGGAAGACAGGUCAAGUUUCAAAUGAGGAAGUGAAAAUUACUUCAUGGUCAAAGAUAGUAGAAAAAAAAAUGGUAUCCAACACUACUUCUUCUCCAGCUCCUCAACAUACUCCAGAAAAGUUUGGUAUUCAUGCUCAUGUGAAGAAGACUCAAAGAGGAUUUUUAUGGUCAGAGAUGGAAAUAAUUAGUGACUUAAAAAAACCAUGGAUUGCUUUGGGUGACUUUAAUGUUGUUAUCUCACAAGAUGAAAAAAUUGGUGGUAAAUAUCCAAAUAGAGCUUCAAUGUUGGAUUUUUCAAACUGUUUAGAUAAGUGUGAAUUGAUUCAAGCUCCUAAAACAGGAUUGCAGUUCUCAUGGUCUAACUGUCAACAAGGAAGAAAUAAAAUACUUUGCACACUUGAUAGAGAAGUUUUUAACCAACAAUGGUUGGAUUUACAUGGAGAUUGGGGAUACAAAGUUGGAUUGAGAAUAGUAUCAGAUCAUGCACCACUUCUGGGAGAAUGUUCUAACAUUCCCAAGCCUACUAAUUGUCCACGGAAAUUUCAGAAAAUGUGGAUAUAUCAUCCAACUUUUUUAUCAGUGGUCAAAGAAUGCUGGACAAAAACUGUUUUUGGAGAUCCUGCUUUCAUAUUUAUGCAGAAGCUAAAAAAUCUGAAGAAAGUACUUAAUGAUUGGAACUGGAGUGUUUUUGGCAAUGUUCAAGUUAAAAUAAAGGAAGCAGAGGAAAAAGUUCAAGCUGCAAUGCAAGUAUCUGAUAGUAAUCCUCAUGAUGAAGAAGCAUUCACUAAUUUAGUAGAGGCUCAAAAUGAACAUGCUAACAGGAAGGUGCAAGCUAAUACUUUACUCAAGCAAAAUUCAAGAGAAAAAUGGGUGCAAGAAGAUGCAGCUAACAUCAACUAUUUUCAUACCAAAAUGAAGUUGAGACAAGCAAAAAACUUAAUUAGUGAACUUGAUGAUGGCAAUGACAACAUUAUCUCUGACCAAUCAAAAAUUUCUAAAGCUCUGGUCCAACAUUUUCAGCAAAAAUUUGCAUAUCAAGAAGUUAAUAUUGAUGAGAAUCUAUUGAAUGUUAUUCAUUCAACUAUUACUGAUUCUGAUCAAGAAAUGCUAGAUGUUAUUCCUGAUCCUGAGGAGAUUAAAAAUAUUGUAUUUGAAAUGGAUCCAGAUAGCUCUCCUGGUCUUGACAGCUACUCAGGCAUCUUUUAUAGAACUUGUUGGGAAAUAAUUCAUGAAGAUUUAAUAGCAGCAAUUCAGUUUUGUUGGAGAAGAAGAUUUAUCCCAGAAGGACUUAAUUCAAAUUUCUUGGUUCUUCUUCCCAAAUGUCAAGGGGCAAAGAAAGCAAAUCAAUUCAGACUCAUUGGAUUAAGCAAUAUUUUGUUCAGAAUUUUCACUAAAAUCAUUACAACAAGAAUGAAUACUCUGAUGGUGAAACUAAUAUCUCCACAACAAGCUGCAUACGUCAAAGGUAGGAGUAUUCAUGAAAACGUUUUGUUAGCUUCUGAAAUGAUCAAUGAGACGAAGAAAGAAAAAAGAGGAGGUAAUGUUGCUCUCAAAUUAGAUAUUUCGCAAGCUUAUGACUCAGUAAGUUGGAAAUUUUUAUUUCAAGUUCUGCAAAAAUAUGGUUUUUCUACUUCAUGGUGUGACUGGUUGUUAACAUUAUUUGAGUCGGCCAAAAUGUCAGUUAUGAUCAAUGGUGGUCCUUCAGUAUUUUUCUCAAUGGGUAGAGGCUUAAAACGGGGAUACCCAUUGUCCCCAAUUCUAUUUGUGUUGAUGGAGGAUGUACUAAGUAGAAAUAUCUCUCACUUGGUGUCUCAGGGUAAAAUACUUCCCAUGGUAAAUAAGAAUGGAAUUCAUCCAACUCACCUAUUUUUUGCAGAUGAUGUUUUCAUCUUCUGUAAUGGUGCCAAGAAAAGUUUAGACAACUUAUUCUCCUUACUAGACAAGUAUCAAGCCAGUUCAGGUGUUUUACUAGCACCUGGAAGAAUAACAUCAGCAAUGGUCUGGCCAGUGGUUGAGUUAAUUCAGAAAAAACUAGCUACAUGGAAGGGGAAGCUGUUAUCUUUUGCAGAUAGACUUGUGCUUAUUACAUCAGUAUUAUCCAGUGUGCCUUUAUACAAUAUGGCAAUCUAUAAGUGGCCUGCCUCUGUUAUCAAGAUAUGUGAAAGACUAAUAAGAAAUAUUUUAUGGUCUGGUAACAGUGAAUCUAGAAAGUAUAAAACUUUGUCAUGGAAAAAGUAUGCACUCCUUACAAUGAGGGAGGUCUUGGCAUAA